Saccharomycodes ludwigii is the source of this 1830-nucleotide messenger RNA. RefSeq names its product arginine--tRNA ligase. Gene Ontology annotation, molecular function: arginine-tRNA ligase activity; ATP binding. Lineage: Eukaryota; Fungi; Ascomycota; Saccharomycetes; Saccharomycodales; Saccharomycodaceae. Gene Ontology annotation, cellular component: mitochondrion; cytoplasm. Bases 1 to 1830 code for a protein of 609 amino acids. Gene Ontology annotation, biological process: arginyl-tRNA aminoacylation; mitochondrial translation. The record is from RefSeq and is a predicted model, not a curated record. The transcript has a single exon.
AUGAGUUCUACUACUACCCAAAACAUCACAACAGCUUUAUCGAAGCUAAACAUUCAAGAACCAACAGUUUACGAAAACUCUCAUCCAGAUGUCAACGUUGUUGAUUUAAUGAGAGACUACAUCACCCAGGAAUUACACAAAAUCUCUGGAAUUGAUGUUUCUUUGAUUUUCCCAGCUUUAGAAUGGACAAACACAUUAUCUAGAGGGGACUUGUUAAUCCCAGUCCCAAGAUUGCGUGUUAAGGGCAAAAAUCCAAAAGAUUUGGCUGUAGAAUGGGCUGAAAAGUUCCCAUUGGGCGAAUUUCUAUCUAAAGUUGAAAGUAAUGGUCCAUUCCUUCAAUUUUUCUUUAAUCCAGAAUUUUUGUUCAAAAUUGUCACUCCAGACAUUUUAAAGAGAAAGGAAGAGUAUGGUGCCGCUAAAUUGGUCGAAAACAAAAAAGUGUUGAUUGAAUUUUCUUCCCCAAAUAUUGCUAAACCUUUCCAUGCAGGCCAUUUACGUUCUACCAUUAUUGGUGGGUUUUUAUCUAAUCUUUAUGAAAAACUAGGCUGGGAUGUUAUUAGAAUGAAUUAUUUGGGUGAUUGGGGCAAACAAUUUGGUUUAUUAGCUGUGGGGUUUGAAAGAUACGGCAGUGAAGAAGCCUUAACUAAAGAUCCGAUCAAUCAUUUGUUUGAAGUUUAUGUUCGUGUUAACAAGGAUAUAGAGGCCGAAGAUGCUUCUUUACCAGAGUCCGAGUCAACCAAUGGUAAAGCCCGUGCCUAUUUCAAGAAAAUGGAAGAUGGCGAUGCUGAUGCCUUAAAGUUAUGGGAAAGAUUCCGUAACUUAUCCAUUAAAAAAUAUAUAAACACCUAUGCUCGUCUAAAUAUUAAAUAUGAUGUGUAUUCUGGUGAAUCUCAAGUUCCAAAGGAAAAGAUGGAAAACGCUCUAGAAAUUUUCAAGGAAAAAGACUUGAUUCAUGAGGACAAAGGUGCUUUAUUAAUUGAUUUGACUAAAUUCAACAAAAAAUUAGGUAAGACCAUUGUUCAAAAAUCUGACGGUACUACUUUGUAUAUAACCAGAGAUGUUGGUGCUGCUAUGGAUCGUCAUGAAAAGUAUAAAUUUGAUAAGAUGAUUUAUGUUAUUGCUGCUCAACAAGAUUUACAUACAGCACAAUUUUUUGAGAUUUUGAAACAAAUGGGGUUUGAAUGGGCCAAAGACUUACAGCACGUUAACUUUGGUAUGGUUCAAGGCAUGUCUACUAGAAAAGGUACCGUUGUAUUCUUAGAUAACAUUUUAGAAGAAACUAAAGAUAAGAUGCAUGAAGUUAUGAAAAAGAAUGAGGAAAAAUAUAAACAAAUUGAAAACCCUGAAGAAGUUGCCGAUUUGGUUGGUAUUUCUGCUGUUAUGAUUCAAGAUAUGCAAUCUAAACGUAUUAAUAAUUAUGAAUUCAAAUGGGAAAGAAUGUUGUCUUUUGAAGGUGAUACUGGCCCAUACUUACAAUAUGCUCAUUCUCGUUUAAGAUCUGUCGAAAGAAAUGCCAGCAAUAUCACUGAACAUGAUAUAGUUAAUGCUGACUAUUCCUUAUUGACCGAAGAAGCUGCUAACACUCUAAUUCGUUUGUUAGCACAAUAUCCAGAUGUUUUGAGAAAUGCUUUGAAGACUCAUGAACCGGCCACUGUUGUUACUUAUUUAUUCAAAUUAACUCACCAGGUAUCUUCUUGUUAUGAUGUUUUAUGGGUUGCUGGUCAGGAAAAACCAUUGGCUACUGCUCGUUUGGCCUUAUACAGUGCUGCUCGUCAAGUAUUAAACAACGGUAUGCGCUUAUUAGGGUUGACUCCGGUUGAUAGAAUGUGA